GGCCCCAACGCUUCCCCCUCUUCUCUCCCCGAGGCCCCGCCCACGCGCCCCCGCCGCAUCCGGGCGGUGGCACGGCCCGGCCCGGCCCCCCACCACGGGGCUCCUGCCGGGUGCGGUGGGAAGGGGUGGGCGCUCGGGUGUCACCGCUGCUUUUCCGCCGUCUCGCAACACCUCUCCGGCGGCAGGGGCAGGGAGUCGUGCCCAGAAGUGAAGAGCUUGCCGCCGGCCACAUUCAGCCCCUUUGCGGAGCCCGAAUUCCUGUAAAUACUAGUAAAUGUUGCUGGGUUUGUGCAUUCUGGAGAUAAUUUCUACUGUGGAUACUACCAAGGCUUUGCAAAUGGGAUGAACACACUGCUGUUGACUGCUUACUGACAGUAACCAGCUGGACACUUCACUGGUGAUGCUUUCAUUCUCACAUUUUGACAUUGGAGUUUGCUUAUACUGAUUUUUAAAAAGAGGAAGAAAUCAAAGUGGAGUACCGUAAACUUGACAUGGAUAAUAAAAAGAAAGAUAAGGACAAGCCAGAUGAAAGAAUGUCACGGCCUAGUGGCAGGUCAGGCCGUAAUCCACGUGGAACUGGUACUUCAAAUUCUGGAGUGUUAAUGGUUGGACCUAACUUCAGAGUUGGCAAAAAAAUCGGAUGCGGUAACUUUGGAGAACUACGGUUAGGAAAAAAUUUAUACACAAAUGAAUAUAUGGCAAUUAAGCUGGAGCCAAUGAAGUCGAGAGCACCACAGCUACAUUUGGAAUACAGAUUCUACAAGCAGCUAGGAUCUGGAGAUGGAAUACCUCAGGUUUACUAUUUUGGCCCAUGUGGCAAAUAUAAUGCUAUGGUGCUAGAACUACUUGGACCUAGUCUGGAAGAUUUAUUUGACUUGUGUGGUAGGACAUUUUCUCUUAAAACCGUUCUUAUGAUAGCCAUACAGUUGAUUUCUCGUAUGGAAUAUGUCCAUUCAAAGAACUUGAUAUACAGAGAUGUAAAACCUGAGAACUUCUUAAUAGGACGACCUGGAAACAAAACCCAGCAAAUUAUUCAUAUUAUAGACUUUGGUUUGGCAAAGGAGUAUAUAGAUCCAGAAAAUAAGAAGCACAUACCAUAUCGAGAACACAAGAGCCUUACAGGAACAGCUAGAUACAUGAGUAUAAAUACACAUUUAGGAAAAGAGCAAAGUAGAAGAGAUGAUUUGGAAGCUUUAGGUCAUAUGUUUAUGUAUUUUCUCAGAGGAAGCCUUCCAUGGCAAGGCUUAAAGGCUGAUACAUUAAAAGAACGUUACCAGAAAAUUGGAGACACAAAACGAGCAACCCCUAUAGAAGUAUUGUGUGAAAACUUCCCAGAGGAAAUGGCUACGUAUCUACGUUAUGUAAGAAGGCUAGAUUUUUUUGAAAAGCCAGACUAUGACUACUUAAGAAAGCUCUUCACAGACUUACUUGAUCGGAAAGGCUAUAUGUUUGAUUAUGAAUAUGAUUGGAUUGGCAAACAGUUGCCUACUCCAGUGGGUUCAAUACAUUCAGACCCUGCACUGUCUUCAAAUAGAGAAGCAUAUCAGCACAGAGAUAAAACGCAACAAUCCAAAAAUCAGUCAGCAGACCAUAGGGCAGCUUGGGACUCACAGCAAGCCAAUCCACAGCAUUUGAGGGCUCACCUAGCAACUGACAGACAUGGUGGCUCGGUACAGGUGCUGCUGUCUUUUCAAACGGAGGACAAGGAAAAGCAUUCAGCGCCACAAAUGACUAGACCCAAACAGAACACAGGAAAUUGCUUAUUUGUUCACCUUCUGUCUUGUGGACUUAAAAAACCCCACCACCUCCGUAAUGACCACACAUUUUCCAAGGAUACCCUUAAAAAUAAUGUCAAGCCUGUGUGCUUUGAUUUGAUUCUCCUGCAACCAUCUUUUGUUUCUUUAAUUCAUUUAUUUUAAAAGCUUUAAGGUUUUGUCAAAUAUGAGUGCUUCUUGGACCAAUGUAAUGGUACAAAUGAACAAUAUCUUCAGCAAAACUAAACUUGGAAAGUAUUUCUUCUGUCGUAGGAAGUACUAGAAGUGUCUUAGCUGAAGACAGCUGUCAUAAACCUGUUAUUUGAGUUUGUAGCAGCAUAUCAAAAGCAGUUUUCUUCCAAAAUGCAGAAGAAAAAUAGGAAUGCACAACCUUUCAGAAAAAUAAUAAAAUCUCUUUUCUUUUCUGACACUGCAUUGAUUUUUUUUUUCUUUUCUCCCAGUAUUACUGGUGAUACUGUAGUCAAAUUGCGUCAGCAUUAAACUCUGUCUGUGAUAUUGUUGUACAGUCACUAUCUAGAGAUAUGGAAGAAGCUGAUGUAACCGUUGACAGUUGUCUAAAUGCUGGUGAGAUUAAUGAACAGAGAGUAUAUCCAGUAGGCUCUGGGCUUGAAAACCAGGGUUUUUUUAUACCUACAAUGGAAUUGCAGUGCAGUAGAAAUGACAACAGUGUUUGUACGAAGGAUACAGAAGUUUGUGUAAUUUAAGUUGUGCUUCCAGUAAUGUUAAUAAGAUUGAAAUACCUUCAAAAGAGGAUCUACAGCGGAAUUAUAAAAGAAAGAAUAAAUGUGAAUCUGGUUACAGUGGAAUAAAUAUUAAAGCCUGUAUGUUUACUAAGGUAAUUGAUGAUUGACAACAUCUUUAACUUGAAAAUAUGGGUAAUGUUAGAGAUCUGUUUGUAAAUUAUAUUACUCUUUGAUUUAGAAAACAAAUGCGAUGGAAGUGAGUUAGACUUCUCCUUUAUGUGUGUACUAGCCCGUAGCACACAAAAUUUCCCCAAAUUUUUUUUUUCCCUGGAAAUUUCUUGUCUUUCAGUGUAAUAACACUAUUAUAGUGGGAUGGCAAGGGUGUCAGGUACUUCCGCAGAGUCCAGUGAAGUGCCUGCAAUGUGAACAAACCGGCAGUUCUGUAUAUAAGGCAGCCCAUUUUAUAUUUUUGUCUUCAGAAAAUAUAUGCUUCUUUUAAAGCCAUAGUGACAGAGGUAUGCUUUUGUCAUGUUUAGCUGCCAGUUACUGAAGAAGGGGUGUGAAAGAUGGAAGUGAGUAGACAGAUUUGUUGACCAAAACUCAGAUUAUCUCAAUUUUUUUAUAAUUCUUCUAGAGCUAAUUAGCAUUUUUUCUAUCCACACAUGCCUUUUGGCAUACAUAUUUAUUUUUAAUCUGUUUUGUCGUAGCAUUUAAAAUGUGUAUUAAAAUAAAUGCACACCUUUGAAUUAAUUAUUGCAUUUACAAGGACUUUAAUUGUAUUUUGUAAUUUAUUUUUCCUUAACGGCCAAAAGUGUAUUUCGUUGUUUGGAUUAUGUGCUUAUAUGUAUACUUUGAUCUUUGUCAUUAUUACCGUUCAUGAUUUAAGUUUUUGUUUUAAAAAACCUAAACUUGGCCUACAAAAACAUACUGUAUAACAGGUCAUAAGUUUCGACUCCACCAGUUUGUGGUUUUGAUUAUCUCAAACUCAUGAAGUUACUUCAUUGUUUUUAUUUGAGCUGAAAAGGUUACUUGACCAUUUUCAUAUGAAAACGCAUCCUUCUUCAUAGUACUUGACCAAAUUUGUUGCUUUGUAAGAUUUGUAAGUCCAUGUGGUAUAUGUAUUUCUCACACACCUGAUUAGUUUUAUUCUCAGAGGCUUUUGACCUGUACAGUAUUUGUAUGAUCUGAACUUCGUACAUGUAAGUGUGUGUAUUACGGACUUAAAAUAUUUGAAUAUACAAAAGCUGUUUAUUUGCUGAAAUGACCAGUAUCUAGGCACUUGCUUUUCAGCAAUAUUUUUUGAAGUGCUUGAUUUUAAUGCUGAAGAAGGUUUUAUUCCAGCAAAGCGGUCAGUACUAAUGCAGGUAUGUUCAGGUUAUGCCAAUAUGAUUUGCAUUUAUAUCCUUUUAUUUUCCUGCUAAAGUAAUGAAGUCAUCAUUGGGUGGAUGUCUAAAAAUGAAAUACAUCCCUGUUUAAAUGUAAGACAAAAAAUAA
Molecule: messenger RNA, 3952 nt
Organism: Chroicocephalus ridibundus (black-headed gull)
Lineage: Eukaryota; Metazoa; Chordata; Aves; Charadriiformes; Laridae
Gene: CSNK1G3
Product: casein kinase 1 gamma 3
Exons: 12
Coding region: 492-1919 (475 amino acids)
Biological process (GO): endocytosis; positive regulation of canonical Wnt signaling pathway; peptidyl-serine phosphorylation
Cellular component (GO): plasma membrane; nucleus; cytoplasm
Molecular function (GO): protein serine/threonine kinase activity; ATP binding
Source: RefSeq, a predicted model, not a curated record